Messenger RNA from Leptopilina heterotoma, 2814 nucleotides. RefSeq lists its product as uncharacterized. The coding region runs from base 369 to 1181 and encodes 270 amino acids. The transcript is spliced from 7 exons. The record is from RefSeq and is a predicted model, not a curated record. NCBI's taxonomy places the organism in Eukaryota, Metazoa, Arthropoda, Insecta, Hymenoptera, Figitidae.
AACUUUAAAUAUCAAUCAGCUGUCAAAGAUAAAAAUACUUAAAAUGUAAAAUUGCACUUAUUUCUCCCGUUUGGCGGCGCUGUUAUCAGUGAACAUGAGGCUAUUACUUUUCGCGUACCUGUCGAUUUUACUGCAGAGAAGUACAGUCAAUAUCAGGAAAUUUUCCCAUUGGAGAUAUGUCUCCUUAUACUCCUUCAUGGGGGCCAUGUUUUUCAGCCCGUCAAGUCUCCUUAUACUACUUCGUGAAGAGGCCAUUAAAACAAAACAAACAAACAAACAAUGGUUGUCAUUUAUGUUUUCCUGAAUGAAUAACAUGUUUUAUUUGAACUGAAUUUUAUAUUUUUACUUGUACAAAGAACAGUUUUAUUAUGGCUUGUUGUGUCCCAGGAUGCAAAACAUCUUAUAAGGAUCGAACGAAAAAUAGAUUUUCGUUAUUUACUCCUAUCGAAACGCAAAAGGAAGAAUGGAAAAGAAUAUUAAUGGAAAAAACAACUCGAAAGGAAUGGAAAGAUAAUUAUAAACUUUGUGAACUGCAUUUUUCUGAAAACGUUAUUGAGAGAGAGCGGAAUAUUUUAAAAAAAAAUGGAAUUGUUUUGAAGGAAGUUAGGAAAAGGCCUAUUUUAUCCGCAAACGCAGUACCUUCAAUUUUUCUGGAUAAAGUUUUAAAAAGAAAAUUAAAUGAUGAAACGGAAAAUUGUACAAUCGUUAAAGAAAGAAAAAUUGUCAAUUUGUUUGAAGAGGUAUUCAAAAAGUUAAAAGAAAAUUCCACCAUUUUCAAAAGUUUCAGAAGCAAUCUUUGGUUUACUAAUUACACUGAAACAGAAUUGAUUUCAUUUAAUAUGUGGAAAGAAGACUUUUCUGGAAUAUUGAAGAAUAUUGUUCUUCACAAGGAUUCAAAAGUUCUUGUUCACAUAAAUGGAAAAACUAUUCAUUUGCCAGAAAUGGAAAAUCUUUCAGAAUUGAGUAGUUUUCAAAAGUUAUUAAAAAAAGUUGUCCAAAUUGAUCCAUGUUUAGGUACUCAGGGGGAAAUUGGUAGAGUUAACUGUCUUGGAUACGUGGAAAGAAAUAAAAUUGAUCGUCCAGAAUUGCGGUGUGAGCCAUGUUCAAAAGAGCACGCGUAUGCUGUUCGCAGGCUAAUUCGCAGGCUCCUCGGAAAAUGGCCCAGUGUGGCACUUCGUUAGAGGACUAUUGUUUGUUGAACAGGUAAAUAAUGGGAUUCAUUUAAUUGAGGCUGCUUUGUCAACUGAAUUGAAUGAAUCAAUGUUUUUAGAUAAUUCGGAAAAUCGGUUCGAGUAUAUACUGUCAGAUGGAUUUUUUGAUGACUCUGGAGAACAGUUAUCGUAUGUUAGGGUUAAUGCGAUUGAUAAAGUUGUUAAACAAGUUGAUGAGAUAGAGGGUUUAAAUAAAUUCGAAAAGAAACAAUUGAAAAUCGAAAUAGCCCGCGAAAAAAUCGAAAAAGCAUGUAAGAAACGACGAGAGAAACAAAGUUCAUUUAAUGACACACCUAUCCAUGAAGGCGAUCUAUUAUUAUUAAAAGUUCCUCUCAGAUCGGAUAAAGAAAAUCGAGUAAUCUCAAAGUUUUUUCACAUUUACCAUGGUCCUUUUAAGGUGAAAAGGGUUAUUAAUCGAAAUGCGUAUGAACUGAUUGAAAGGGACGAUCCUUAUGAGAUUAAGGGAAUAUAUAAUCGAAUUGAUUUUAAAAUAUAUAAGACGCAAAGUGAUUAAACAAAUUAUGUUUGAGAAGAAAUGUUAAUUGGAUUUAAAAAAUAAUGAAAUACUAAUCAUUACGAGAGAGAGAACAAUAUAUGAAUUUGUAUGUAUUGUAAUUGUUAAUUGUAUUAAUGUAAAAUGUAAAUGACGAUUGUAUGUUACAUUGUAAUAUACAAAAAUUAAUAUAUAAAAUGAAAUUAAUGUUAAAUGUAAUUGAUGAUCGUAUGUUGCGUAAUAAUAUGUAUAAAGUUCGAUAUAAAAAUGAAAUCAAAUAAGUAAAAUGACAAAGAUGUAUAAAUACGGCUGUUAAUAUUGUUAACGACUCAAGAAUGAUUUGAAUCAUUGUAUCACCGUUAAAAGGGGGGUGAUGUAGUGGUUUGAUAGCAUGUGAAUAGAUUGAAAGUAUCUGCGAUUAUGAGCAAUCGGUUAUUGUCGGGAAAAACGACGUUUGUCGAUUAAAAUAGCAUGGGUGGGAGAGAAUAAUUUUGGAAGAGGGUCUUGAGAAAAGAUUUUCCUUGUAUUAAUUAAAAUUCUCAAAGUAAUCAUACUGUGAACAUUAUAUAAUUUGCAAAAGCAAAAUUUAUUAAAAUAUAAAAUAUAAUUAUUGUUUAAAUUUAUGAAGUGCCAUAUUCGGGUAGUUUUGUUUCAAGAAGAUUAACGAUCUUAAUUAAAUUUAUCUCUGAUGCCCAGGUAAAUAUAAAAACAUAAAAAGUAUUUAAAAAAUAUAUAAUAUAAAAUUCUAAAUUGUCUAACAAUAUAUUAUAGUAUGGCACUUCGUUAGAGGACUAUUGUUUGUUGAACAGAGCAACAAAAUAAAUAUCCUCUGGGUAUUGAGGCCCAUAUUUUGAUCCUGAAUUCUCCUGAGUUCACCUAAAUCCCAGGAAAAUCUUUUCUCACAAUCGUGCAUCACCCCAAAAAGGAAUUCGAUAGUCUUGAUGAGUGAGGAGUAAUUCUUUAAGGAAAAUCAACGAAUUUAACAAAAGUAUUGUGGUAAUGUACAACUCAGCUGUGUCCUUUCUUUAUAAAAAAUCUUUGGAGUGAAACAUUACUAUUAUAUUUAAUUUAAUAUUAUUUAAAGAAUAAAUUACUCAAGUAAAAAUGAAA